This is a messenger RNA of Boleophthalmus pectinirostris (great blue-spotted mudskipper), 1604 nucleotides long. RefSeq names its product X-ray repair complementing defective repair in Chinese hamster cells 4. Gene Ontology annotation, cellular component: DNA-dependent protein kinase-DNA ligase 4 complex; nucleus; DNA ligase IV complex. NCBI's taxonomy places the organism in Eukaryota, Metazoa, Chordata, Actinopteri, Gobiiformes, Gobiidae. The record is from RefSeq and is a predicted model, not a curated record. Gene Ontology annotation, molecular function: DNA binding. The transcript has 10 exons. Gene Ontology annotation, biological process: immunoglobulin V(D)J recombination; positive regulation of ligase activity; double-strand break repair via nonhomologous end joining. Bases 161 to 1138 code for a protein of 325 amino acids.
GAUCUUAUACUUCGUUGGAGGCGGUUGGCGGUGUGUGUAUCGUGCAAGGCAAUAGGCUGUCGCUUAAUGAUGACGUAAUGUAUGGUCUACUAAAGCAGUCCAAAAAAUCUAAUCUAACAAGGGUCAUUUAAAGAGCUUGGUUUUCAAGUUCUGAGUUAGGAUGCACACUUCAGUGCGUCAGAUUUCUCUCUCUGGUUCUUCGUACUUCCUGCGGCUGGACUGGGGCGGACCAGACCUGGGCUCAGGGUUCCGGCUGCUGCUGACAGAUGCAAAGGAUGCUUGGAGAGGAGAAGUUACUGAGGCAGCCAUAUGCGAAGAGGCAAAGGAGCUGGAGAUGAAAAGUGAAAAUUAUGUCCAAGACAUCCACCAGGCGCUGAUUGGGACAGAAAGCUCCACUUCUUACACCUUCACUCUCAACUGUAGCAGCGCACAUGUGUCUCUGGCCUACGAGAAAGUGCAAAAGGAUAUCUCGUUCAGGCUGGGAUCUGUAGCACUGACAGCCCUUUCAGAUCCUGCAGAGGCAGUGAGGGAGCUACUGAUUUACAGCAUGGACAAGGCAAACUCACUGGAACGAUACAACCGCAAACUAGAGGAGCAGAACCAGCGACUGAAUCAAGAGCAUCAGCGCAUUACGGCACAACUGAAGCAGUAUGUGAGUGGUAAAAAAGCUCUGGAACUGGAACUAUACUCUCGAUUUGUCCAUGUGCUCAAUGAGAAGAAAGCCAAGAUUCGAAGCCUGUUCCUCACUCUGACAAGUCUGCAGGAAGAACGAAGUUCUUAUGGAAAAACUGACCAAACUCAACAUUCUGAGCACAAUGAUGAAGAUGAGUAUGGAGGAAGUACUGAAGACGAAACAGAAGAGGCAGAACCCAAACCUGCUGAGAAGACCCCAGCAGAGGUUGAGGCAAACGAAUGCACAACCCCAAGCCCACUGGAUGAUGGUCUCAGUGACCUUAUAGAUGUGGCUCCAUGUCGCAAACGUCGCUAUCGUCAUCUAGACACACCAGCUCCUCGGCCAUCUAAAUCACACACCUACAAGAAGAGAAGGUCAUCCACAGGGAGAGUAGAGAGAAAGAGAAGAGUAGAAAAGAGAAGAAUAUACUGUGAUACACCAGAGAAAGCCCCCACACAGAAGUGAGUCGCCUGCAGCACCCAGUGUGAAGCAGGCGCCCCACUGCCCCACAGAUGCUGCGGCAGCAACUUCAGACGCAGAGGACCUGUUUGAGGACUUCUGACCCUUCUCCUGCGUACUUCAAAAAGACAAGAUGCAUGUACUGUGGACUGAACUAUGACCGCUUUUUAAAACCACCAACUACAUAAAACUGAUGCAAUCAUACAAGCCUCAUCCAUGAAAAAUAGGAAUCUGGAUGCCCAAAACCAGUUAGUUUUUUAACUUGUGAUCUAUAUAUGUUUUUAUUGUUAAUAAUACUUUCAACUCCAAAAUCAAUACAUAACUUAUAUAUACGGUUAAUAGAUUUUCAUUUAAAUUGUAUCUUUGGACUAGCUCUAGUCUAGAUCAGGAGCUCACUCAGCCUGAUAAUUUUAAAUAUUUUUCUGACCUUCUUGAACAUGAAUUAACAAUAAACAUAUUUUCAAAGUGUAAA